Messenger RNA from Caenorhabditis auriculariae, 3993 nucleotides. The record is from the annotation of a GenBank genome assembly. Lineage: Eukaryota; Metazoa; Nematoda; Chromadorea; Rhabditida; Rhabditidae.
AUGGAUCAGGUUUAUAAAUUUUUAUAUACUCCCUCACUUAAUCGAUGUUAAUUUGAAGCUAAACAAAUAUGAUCAAUAUCGACCUUAUCAGCGGAAUGAAGAGCUCAAGGUAGAAUCAGCUGAUGAAAUAGUAGAAAAAACAUGGUCCAGCUCACGAGAAUCACAAGAGGCAAGGCGGCUGAUCCUUUCAUGGAACGGGGCACGAUUAUUGGCGUCGGCAGGACGUUCCGAGUUGAAAAAAUCGUCGGUGGUGGCGCCUUCGGACAGAUCUACCGUGCCACUGACCUUGUGAAGAUUUUUUUCGAUUUUUGGAGAAAAUAAUUAGAUAAUGAACCUCGUAAUAAGCUUGAAUGUAGCAAAAUUAUCCCUGACACUCUAAAAUUUAGUUAGGCGCAGAAAGUAAGUGCGCGCUACGGAUAAAAUGACGUCAUUCUACGUCACAAAUUACACUGAGUAUUCAACGUUAAUAACUUGUUUGUUCGAUUUUUCAAAAACAAAACCGAAAAUCCUCACUCGGCUAGUUUACGAGUUACGGUAGCUCAAAGGAUUACGGUAAAAAGCUUCGAAAAUUUAUAUCUCGGCAAAAAAUCAAGGAAUCUCCAUCAGAGUUUGUUAAAGUGCAAAAUAACUUUAUCCUAAUUUUAAAAACCAUACAUCUCAUGUUUGCGCGUUAUUGCUCACACUAGAGAGAAAAAAAAUCAACGAAUCUCGAUCAAAAUUUGUCACGAAGUGCAAAAUAGUUUUUUUUUUCAAGUUUUAAAAGUCUAAUAUAACGUUUGCUCAUUAUUGCUCAUACUACAGAAUUUUUUUCUUCCUUUCAAGGUCAUUUUUUUGUAGUAAGGUCAAGAAAAAUACAAUGUUAAAAACCUUAUAUCUCAUGUUUGCACAUUAUUGCUCAUACUAGAGAAAAAUCAACGGAUCCAUUUUUAAUGAGGCCUUUUACAAGUAUUUUUAUUGAAGGUUUUUUUAGGUCUUUCUGGACUUUUGCCCAUGAUUAAAGGGACAUGUCCGUAAGCAGAUUGAAAUGUGAAAAUUGCUCUUUUUGAGCUUAUUUUUUUAAAAUUUUUUUGUCUUUUUAGUUUUUAAAAAAAAUCUUUUUCAACUUCUGAAUCUUUCGACAGAAAAAUGUUAAAAAUCUAGGAGGCUUUCUUGAACCUAUCUUUAAGUGAUUUUUGAUCUUUUCCUCCCUUUUCACACGCCUUUCAGUUUUCAGAAACAUUAGAAACUCACUAAAAAUUCUCAAAAUACGAUUCCCAGGAAGCCGGACUCGUGGUGGCCGUGAAAGUCGAGCCCAAAUCCAGAGAAUCGGCUCGUCUUGUCUUGGAACUCAGUGUCCUCGUUCAGUUGAUUGGUGGCAAGCAUAUUCCAAGAGUUGUCAGUUUUCAAUAAGAAAAAAAAACUCUUUUUUUGGAAGUUUCAGUUAUACAGCGGUGAGCUAGGCAAGUACAAUUUUAUCGUUAUGCAAAUGCUGGGCAGGAAUUUGGCCGAUUUGCGUCGGAUUCAGCGUAAUAAACAUUUUUCUCAGCAUACUGUGAGUAUUAUUUGAAAAAAUAGUCGGUUCAAAGUUUUCUCACUGCGAAGGUCUCUACACGAAAAACCGUUUUUGGUGUACUUUUCAGUCCUAAAAUCCCUCAAAAAAUGUUUUGAACGAAUAAAUGAAUUUCCACCAUCUUAUUAUAGCUGUGGAGCCAUAACUAAAAGAGUCCUGACGCGAUAAUAAAGAGAUAGCGUCUGGUUGGUGGAGACGCAGACAGGCCACGCCCCCUCAGCGUCCAAAGUUAGCCGUGAAUAGGCUAAAAAUAUUUUAUAGGCGCAUAAGUCUUGCUAAACAUAAAAAAAGCACAAAUAAACUUUUCUCCUCGAGACCUUUAUGAAUUUCCCCUAUAUGCUCCUUUAAACAUUUCCGAAAUCAGUCAAACUAAAGUAUAUUUUUUUUUUCUUCAGAGCGUUCGUAUUGGAGUUCAAUGUAUCGAAGGUCUUCGGGACGUUCAUAAGUUGGGAUUUAUUCACAGGUCCAUAAAUGGCUUUAUGCUUGAAAUUUUUUUUUUUCCAGGGACAUAAAGCCGUCAAACGUCUGUGUUGGGAUCGGCGAACAUCGUCGAAUACUUUAUGUGGUCGAUUUUGGUGAGCUCUAGGAUUUUUUGAAUAAUCUUACAGAUAAACUGAGGUUAACUGUGAAAAUUUUUGAUGGCCAUUUAGAGGCUCGCCAAGGACUACUUGUACAGGACACUAAAGUGGCCACUAAACCCACCUCUGUAGUGGCCACUUCAGUAGUUUUUCAUCCAGUAUUCCUUCCAGUAACUCUGAUAAUUUUAAAACAAACAGAUUGGACCAGUUAUGUCGAUCCAUCGACCCCUAAAGUGGCCACUUAUUGAUCUAGUAGUAGCACUUAGACCCCUAUAGAGGCCACUGAUUUUUAACCCCUUAAGUGGCCACUAAUUUGACUACUAUCGUGGCCACUGAAACGUCAAAACCCAAUGUGGUCACUAAAAAUUUUCCCAGAAUAGGUGCUUUUGAAAGUCAAAAAAGCUCUAUUGAAGGAAAAACGUUUUCAUAAAUGAGAGGCUAAAAAGACGGGGGGAAAGUUUUCCCGUAAACUUCUUCAGGUGCAAAAUAUUCAACUGAAAUUACCCAUAAAUUUUUGAAAAUUAUUUUCAAGGAAUGGCCCGACAAGUUCGUCGUCCCAAUGGAACUUUUCGACGCGAAAGAUCUUAUGCUUCUUUUCGUGGCACGACCAGAUACGUGUCUUUGGCGGUUCAUGAUAGGAAAGAUCAGGUUGGAAUGAAAAAGUUUUUCCCGAUUCUAAUUCAAAGAAUUGAAGGGCAUGGUCGACGAUUUGUGGUGCUUAUACUAUUCGAUGGUCGAAAUGUCCGAAGGAGGCGUUCCUUGGCGGAAUCUGACCGACCAGGACGAAAUCAGCCGCGCCAAGAGGGUUUUCAAUAAGACUUAUUCGUCGAGGUAUGUAAAUGAGAAAAAAAGCAUAUAAAGAAAAAAAUUCUCGUGAAUAGCAGCAAUAAAAACAUUUUAAAAUAUUUAUAAUUUUUUUCAAUAAAAAUUUGAUUCCUUGAGUAUUUUCCGUUCUGAUAAAUGAGCAAAUAAUACCUUUUUCUCUUUUUUUAGCUUCAAAAAAUUUUUUUUUAUAAUGCCGUGUUCAAAGUGAUUCCGCGAAAUUCAAAAUAGCCGUCAGAGAAAGAGAAAGAUAACUAAAUUUUGGAGGGUCAGAGACCAUUUUGCAUUUCGCGGAAAUUACUUUGAACACGGCAUAAAAAAAUUAUAUAAACUUUGGUAGUACGUAAAUUUUCGUCAGCGGUGAAUGCACAAUAAACAUCUAACUUGACGACAUUUUUGUGUUGUGAAGAUUUCGCAAAAUCAAAAUUCAAAUUUGGAAAAAUAGUAUAAAGUUCUUGAAGCGAAGAGUUUUCUGUGUUAUUUUAGACCACGAUGCGCCUUUAAACUUAUGAGCUAGGUUUGAAUAUUAAUUUUUAUAAAAUGUCUUCGAAAAUCUUAAAUUAGCGCAACAAAAAAAUUCCAAAUAUUGAAGAAAAUAUGCCAAAAUAAUGCAAAAAUGUAGUUUUUUCUAGGAGAAAUUUUAAAUAAAAAUUUUAAAUAUUGGUUUUCUAGAAGGAUGGGCAAGCCAUUCGACGCGUUUCCGUUGAUUUUGGAGAAAUUGACGAGGACUGACGUUCCCGAUUAUGAUCGUCUUAUUAAUGUUCUCAAGGUUUUCUGUUGAUUUGAAGAUUUUGGUCGCAUUUGGAAUGGCUUUGGAGAGUCUUGUGCAUCUUUAUCUAGACCAAUUCGAUAAAAAAAAAAACUUUUGAACCGUUUUUUUUAAAAUUUUUUUUUUGCUACGCAUCUAGUCAUUUUCAAUGCGGGUCAUUUCGUUUUGGAUUUAAUUUGAGGUAUUUUCAGAGUUGCGUGACGGUUUUCGACGAUACGAUCGAUUUUGAAUGGGACGACGAAAGUUCGACCCAAUCUAUGGAGUUUAUGGAAUAA